Molecule: messenger RNA, 3959 nt
Organism: Heterocephalus glaber (naked mole-rat)
Lineage: Eukaryota; Metazoa; Chordata; Mammalia; Rodentia; Bathyergidae
Gene: Nudt12
Product: nudix hydrolase 12
Biological process (GO): NAD+ catabolic process; NADP+ catabolic process
Cellular component (GO): peroxisome; cytosol
Molecular function (GO): NADH pyrophosphatase activity; metal ion binding; protein binding
Source: RefSeq, a predicted model, not a curated record
AGUAGCAGUGGCGAGUUAGUCGGCCCCACGAUCCCCUCUGGGAGACAGUGACCAGUGCCUCGGGCUCGGCCGCUGGGUCGUGUGGCGCACCCUUGCCCCGGGUUGGCGGGUGCCACGGCCUGGUCGGUGGGGCUCCCGGGACGGGUGGAGGGACUCCUGCUGUUGCUGCGGCGGGUGGAGUUUCCACCCCUAGUUCUGAGAGGAGGCAUUAAAUAAAAGAAGAAAAAAAGGGGCGAAAGCGCUACUUCAGAUGUGAUUUCACUUUUUUAAAAGGAAUCUCGCAGUAGCAAGAAAGUAAACCCUAGGGUAUUUGACUCUUUGGAGACACCUAUAGGGUUUGUACCUGAUUGGUUAAAUGGCGGCCCCGUGUCUGGAGUGGAAUUCACAAUAUCAGUGAUUUAAGUGACAGAGCCUUAUAUUUGAGGUUUUGUUUGGUCACAGUCCAACCACGUGACCUCGGAUAGGUUUUUGGGCCCCAGGUUACUUAACAUGGCAGUAAAAGUGGAUGUUGAUCUGGUUAAAAUGAAGAAAUGUCUUCUGUUAAAGGAAGUCCAAAACGGGAAAUAAUUUAUGAAUUUCACAGUGCAGCUGCCGAAGGAGAUAUGGCCAAGUUAACAGGACUACUCAGUCAUUCUCCAUCUCUUCUCGAUGAAACUUCUGAAAAUGGCUGGACUGCUUUAAUGUAUGCAGCAAGGAAUGGGCACUCAGAUGUUGCCCAGUUUCUGCUUGAGAAAGGGUGUGAUAGAUCAAUUGUCAAUAAAUCAAGGCAAACGGCACUGGAUAUUGCUGUAUUUUGGGGCUAUAAGCAUACAGCUAAUUUAUUAGCUAAUGCUAAAGGUGGGAAGAAGCCUUGGUUCCUAACCAAUGAAGUAGAAGAAUGUGAAAAUUAUUUUAGCAGAACACUACUGGAUCGCAAAAGUGAAAAAAGAAAUAAUUCUGACUGGCUGCUAGCUAAAGAAAGCCAUCCGUCCACAGUUUAUAUCCUUUUCUCAGAUUUAAAUCCCUUGGUCACUUUAGGUGGCAAUAAAGAAAGUUUCCAACAACCGGAAGUCAGGCUUUGUCAGCUGAACUACACAGAUGUAAAGGAUUACUUGGCUCAGCCUGAGAAGAUCACCUUGAUUUUCCUUGGAGUAGAACUUGAAAUGAAUAAAAAGUUACAUGAUCAUGCCAGAGAAGUCCCAAGAGAAGAGGAAGAUCAGUUGGUUGCUUGGUUUGCUCUAGGUAUAGAUCUUAUUGCUGCCAAAGAAUUUAAACAAAGACAUGAAAAUUGUUAUUUUCUUCAUCCUCCAAUGCCAGCUCUUCUGCAGUUGAGAGAAAAAGAAGCUGGAGUUGUAGCUCAAGCAAGAUCUGUUCUUGCCUGGCACAGUCGAUACAAGUUCUGCCCAACCUGUGGAAGUACAACUAAAAUUGAAGAAGGUGGCUAUAAAAGAGUGUGCUUGAAAGAAGACUGUCCUAGUCUCCAUGGUGUUCAUAAUACAUCAUACCCCAGAGUCGAUCCAGUAGUAAUCAUGCAAGUUAUUCAUCCAGAUGGGGCCAAAUGUCUUUUAGGCAGGCAGAAAAGAUUUCCCCCAGGCAUGUUUACGUGUCUUGCUGGAUUUGUUGAACCUGGGGAGACAAUAGAAGAUGCUGUUCGGAGAGAAGUAGAAGAGGAAAGUGGAGUCAAAGUUGGCCAUGUUCAGUAUGUCUCUUGUCAACCAUGGCCAAUGCCCUCCUCCUUAAUGAUUGGUUGUUUAGCUGUGGCAGUGUCUACAGAAAUUAAAGUUGACAAGAAUGAAAUAGAGGAUGCCCGCUGGUUCACUAGAGAACAGGUUGUGGAUGUUCUAACCAGAGGGAAGCAGCAAGAAUUCUUUGUGCCACCAAGCCGAGCAAUUGCACAUCAAUUAAUCAAACACUGGAUUAGAAUGAACCCCAAUCUCUAAAUCAAAGCACUAGGCUUUGAGUAUAAUUCUGUUUCUAAUACUACUUUUCAAUUGAGAUUUCAAGUAUUUAGUUCUCUUUAGAGUGUCAAAACACAAAAUACGCUGGCUGUCAGAAUAUUUUCAAAGUGUUCUCUCCUUCAUUAACCACAGAAUUCACAUUUUUAUAAAUUUCAACAUUGCCUUAGAUUUCUUUAAAUUUGGAUGAGAGUUUGAAAUUUUUUGAUUAUGCAUCAGUUUUAUCUUACAAACCAUAUUUCUAAUAAGAGACUUCAUGUUGUAAAGAAUAUGUUCUAGAAGUGUGAAUAAGCCUAAAUUUCAGUCCUCUUAUAAGUAUUAGUCUGCUCACUAAAAUUCUUUAUGUGAGAAAUGAAACAAAAUUUUAAUGAAUUUUGAGCUAAUAUUGAUUUUUAGGCAUUUAAUUGCCAUAAAGAUCCUUUAAGUUAUCAAGAUCUGAUUUUUGCUCAUUUUUCUGUUGCAGUACCACUUAACCUUUCUUCCUAGUUCUGUUACACUAGUAGUGGUGCUGUCACUGCUAGUCUAGUUUGACCAGUGCUAAGGAUUUCUUAUUUUAACAACCAGUUUUAUUAGUGAUCUCAGAAUACCACAUUCAUAGAAGGAGAACUAACAAGAGAGCAUACCACUGUGUCUGGAACUUCUUCUUUAGACCUAAAAUUAAUUAAUUUACCUAUUUAUAUAUUACUUAUGCCCAAAGUUGUUCAUAAGAUAAAUCAAGAUUCUUUGCUUUUUCACUGAAAUUAUGCAUAUUUGAAAGGAAUUAUCCUCAAAGGUCAGAUAUUAAUUAAAUCUCAGAUAUAUUUACAUAUUCAAUUAAAAGCAAGUGUAUUUCAUUUUGUGAUGAGGAAUGUAUCUGUGUUAGCAAAAUAAAUUAUAUAAUCAUUACCAUCAGUACUUAAAAUGUUCAACUCCAACAUCUUUAUUUUGACUUUAACACAUUCUAAAAAGCCGUAGUAAAAUGAGUGCAUUUUAGAGUUGAAUCAGUAAGAUUCCAGCGAAAGUAAAUUGUACUAGUUCACAGUUUUGCAGCAUAGAAAUAUAUAUUUUACAAGGUUGUUUUGAAAUUGUUUUAAAAGAUGUUUAUAAAUGUACAAAUUUAUAUAAUUUAGCUCUUUACUCUUAUAUGUUAGAAUUGGAAGAGACUUUGAGAUACUAUAUGAACUUCAUUGCCUUCAUUUUAUAGUUAAGUAAAAGGAAAUCCUGGGCCGAAGAUUUAGCUCAGUGGUUUCGCCACCUGCUGCGCAAGCACAAGCACAAGGACCCGAGUUUGAUCCCCGGUACCAAAAAAACAAAAAAAGGAAGUCCUGGAAGGUACAAUUCACUAAUUGGUGAAAAUUAUGCCAAUAAUUAAUUAUAACAGCCUGUGCUGUGUAACCCAGGGCAAGAGUCUCUAAUAGUAAUGAAAAGCUUUUACCAAAAAUGCAUGUGGAAUAGAUGGGAUGAAAAGAAUAAAUUUAGUUUGCCAAAUAUUGCUAAACCUUUAGGCAUAAUACUUCAGUAUUUAAAUUAAAAAGAUAACUUUGUUGGAUAAAACUUUUACUAAUGAGCAAUUUUUAGUAGUUAAUGGAGGCUUAUUGAUAUCAGAACUUUAAACUAAAUUAAGACUUACACAGGACCUUUAUAGACAUGAUAUAAUAGUGACUGCAUAAUUAUAUGGAAAGUAAGGUACUUCGGUUAUUAUGAAAUAUAAUGACUUAAGGUUCAGUUUUACUCCAAAUGUACUUUUAAUACUUGCAGAUUCUAGCAUUACACAGUAAAAUUCCGGGUUUACCUAAUGUUAGGGUUGGAAAGUAAAAUAUAAAGUGUCAACAAAUAUAGGUAUAAAUUUAGUUUCAGAUAUUUUGUACUUGAGGAAAAUCAGUAUCUAAAUUAUUGGUUUAAUAAUUAUUACUAAAUUGCUAACCUCUGAGAGGUGAAUAAGUACAUGUAAAUAGAAGGAAUAGCCAAUUCAAAAAAUAAUAAAGGUGUGUCAUGAAUGUAUUCUAAUGGAAAUGAAUGUGACAUUAAAAUAUUUAUUUUCUGUUU